Messenger RNA from Drosophila eugracilis, 4633 nucleotides. RefSeq names its product mitogen-activated protein kinase kinase kinase 15 (gene Ask1). Lineage: Eukaryota; Metazoa; Arthropoda; Insecta; Diptera; Drosophilidae. The record is from RefSeq and is a predicted model, not a curated record. Gene Ontology annotation, biological process: protein phosphorylation; MAPK cascade. The transcript is spliced from 10 exons. Gene Ontology annotation, molecular function: protein kinase activity; ATP binding. The coding region runs from base 252 to 4340 and encodes 1362 amino acids.
UGGCAACCCGCGCACGGUCUUACUCGGGUGCACAUUUAUAAGUUUCUUUAUUUAUUGAUAAUUAUUAGUUACGCGCAAUUAUCGCGAUGCAACUGCAGCAAGUACAUGGUAAUGAAUUCGGUUGCCACUGAAGUGCGCGCGUCCGCCUUGCAAAAAGUGCAGAAAGAAAUCCGUCCAUAAACAGAUUAGUGCCAAGAAUAGUUUGCUUUGAUCGAAACGAAAUCCAAAUCCGAAUCGGAUCGAAACAAACGAUGGAUGUGGUGUGUGUAAUCGAUACCGCGGUGGGCGACCAUCUGGAGGACCGCCUCUGCGCGCUGGAAGAGAUAAUGCAGGCGGUGCAGUCGGCGGGAGCCAAUUUUCAUCGGGUUCAGUUUGAACGCCUGGAUUUCGGUGAAACAAAUGUGUUGGAGACAUUCUACAAUGCCGAUGUGGCCAUCAUAGAUCUGAGCAUCCUUACCCAACAGCGUCCGUUGUCCUAUCACUAUGGCGUUAGGGAGAGCUUCAACAUGAAGGAAAACAUCCUCAUCUACAACGAUGUCGAGUCCAAGCAGACACUUAGUCUUAAGCUUUCUUGUGCCAGCUACCUGUUCCUCAGCUACAAACUGAAUGCGGAGAGCAAUUCCUGCCACCUGACCAACCAGCCCAACAGCAACAAGGAGCCUGCCGCCGAGGCACGGGUGCCCACCCUGCAGUGGCGCCUCAAAAGAAAGCUGCAAGAUGUGGAGAUCCAAUCAAAAGCCCACAUGCGAGAGAAAUUUCUCAGCGAUAUGCGAACUGCGAGGGACACGUACGCCACCAAUGGCGCAAAGCUGCAGAGCAUCUUACAUGAGAUGCGGAAGCGUUUGGACGAUCCACAUGUCCUGUCCGGAGAAGUGGUGCAUAGCUUUAUGUGCUCGCUAAGGGAUGUGCAGGACUAUGAUGCAAUGGUGAAGCUGGUAAACGACCUGAAGAACAUACCCAACACCCGGAAGUACGUGGAGACGGGCAACAUGAGUUUUUUGUAUGCCUUCGCCCUGAACCGUAGAAACAGAAAAGGCGACAGGGAAAAGGCAUUGGAAUCAUCACUAAAGGCACUGGAGAAGAAGGAGAAUCAUUUUCCGGACAUGCUCUGUCUGUGCGGUCGCAUCUACAAGGACAUCUUCGUGGAGUCAGAUUAUACGGACGCUACUAGCCUGGCGCAUGCCAUCAAGUGGUACCGUCAAAGUUUCGAAGUGCAGCCAAAUGAGUACGCAGGUAUCAACCUGGCCACCCUGUUGGUCAUCGAAGGCAAGGAGUUCACCAAUACUGAAGAGCUGCAGCACAUCGGUAUGACCCUAAACAAUUUGAUCGGAAAGAAGGGCAGCCUAUCAUCACUGAGCGAGUAUUGGGAUGUGGCUACUUUCUUCGAGAUCUCAGUUUUGGCCAAGGACUACGCCAAGGCAAUUCAGGCUGCUGAAUGUAUGUUCAAGCUGAAGCCACCCAACUGGUAUCUUAAGUCUACAAUCGGCAAUAUCUCUCUUAUACACCGUUUUCGCAAGAAGCCGGAGGAACGCCAACCUCCCAUCGAGGAGCAGGUAUUUCAGUUCUGGAUGGACUUCUUCUUGGAGGCCACAAACACCGAGGAAGUCAAGAACAGCAUUCGCUUUCCUAUACUGAUCCUAGAACCGCAGAAGAUUUACAUGCCCAGUUAUGUGACCAUUAACAUGGAUGCAGAUGAAAAGUCCAUUCAGAUUGUGAAUAACUGCCUGGCUCACGCUAAGAAUGAGUGCAAGAAACUCCAUGACUUCAUUUUCGUGGCAUCGAAGAUCAAGUCCGUCAGCCUUUACAAGCGGGAUGAUCGUUGUGCUUAUUUGUAUGUCCAUCACAAUUCAGAUGACUUUCAAAUAUACUUUCCGUCCACCGAACGCCGUCAAAAGUUCUAUGAUCUGAUCCUGGAGAUGACAGCUGAUCAAGUUGUUUUUGUAAAUCUCAGCAAUGAUGAUGCGCAAAUCGAAUACGAGUACGACUACGAUGAGCAGAACCGCAAGAUGGUGUUGGGCAAGGGUACGUACGGAACAGUGUAUGCCGCUCGUGACAAGCAAACGCAGGUGCGAAUCGCCAUUAAGGAGGUACCUGAAAAAAACUCUCAGGACGUACAACCGCUGCACGAGGAGAUUAAGUUACACUCGCAACUGCGUCACCGUAACAUUGUACGUUACUUGGGUUCACGCUCGGAGGAUGGCUUCUUUAAGAUCUUCAUGGAGCAGGUGCCAGGAGGCUCGCUUUCCGACCUUUUAGAGACCAAAUGGGGUCCGCUCAAGGGCAACGAGUCCACAAUAGCCUUCUACUCCAAGCAGAUCCUCGAGGGGUUAAAAUACCUUCACGAACAGGAUAUUGUACACCGCGAUAUCAAAGGCGAUAACGUGCUGGUGAAUACGUACAGUGGCGUGGUUAAGAUCUCCGACUUUGGCACCUCCAAGCGGCUGGCCCGCAUAAAUCCGAUGACAGAGACCUUUACGGGCACCUUGCAGUAUAUGGCUCCGGAGGUCAUUGACCAAGGUGUUCGCGGCUAUGGUCCAGCUGCUGACAUUUGGUCUUUUGGCUGCACAAAUGUUGAAAUGGCCACUGGAAAGCCGCCGUUCGUUGAGCUGGGUUGCGCCCAGGCGGCGAUGUUUAAGGUGGGCUACCACAAGAAGCAUCCAACAAUACCCGAUGAAUUGUCCGCCAAUGCCAGAAACUUUAUUCUACGUUGCUUUGCAAUCAGUGUGGUGGACCGUCCCUCAGCCUCUCAGCUGCUCGACGAUCCUUUCUUACAAGCUAAAACUCGAAAACUGCGUCCUGCUCUGCCCAUCAACACUGAUUUUGGACGGAGCAUUUCGGUCCCUGCUGAUCGACUUGUACAUAAAACCACUCCGCCGCUGAGCUACAACACAACCUGCAAUACGCCGACAACGCCGGAAUUGGACAUCAAUCACACAUCCUCGGUGGACAUUGAUGAGCUAUCCACCAACCAGUUUUUGUUGGAGCGACGCAAUUCAUCUGGUUUUUUGCUAUCGCCGGAGAUUGAACCCUCCACACCCUCCUUGCGCACGAGCAUCAGUGAGACAAGCGAGACUGACGGUUUCUACCGGCUGAAAAAGGAUUCACAGCGUCGGACGACGCUUUCCAAGGUGCUGGCAUUAGAUGAAUCCAAGAUCUGCGAAGAUUGGAUGAAUAAGGUCUAUGCGGACCAACACUCGAUUGCUAUUCGAAAGAGCGAUUUGGAGUUGUUGAUUCGAGGACUGCGGGAUUACAUAAUGAAUGAGAACGAGAAGCAUUUGGAGGCCACUAUUAAUGAAUUGAAAAAAAAUCUGAACAACGACGCGGUGGCUUUGGACCAUCUGCAUUUAGCCCUGUACUCCUUUCAGGAUGCCGUGGUCUGUGUGCUGCGAGAUCAUUGCAUCAAGCCUCACUGGAUGUUUGCCUUGGAUAAUCUUGUAAAGAGGGCAGUACAGGCGGCCGUUACGAUUUUUUCUCCUGAACUGGGCGCCAAUCUGGCGGACAAGGAUCUGUCUGGAAUUGAUGAUGAAAGCGUGCACACAAGUCUAAUGCAACAUAGUUCUACUGAAAGUCAGGAAAAGCAUCACCAGAGUCUAGAGAAAGUUCUGCCCUCGAGCAGCACUGGAGGAGGUGGUGGACUGACGCCAGCGGAGUCGGGUGGCGAGGCUAUUGCCAGUUCGGUAGAGUGCGCCCGAAUUUUAAGAGACAUCCGUGAAAAUCAACAAAAGUUGCAACGCCAAUUGCUUGAGCAGCAACGUCAGAGCAUAAGGGCCCUCCACAACAUCAGUCAGGAGCUGGCCCAUAUUUAUAUGGGCGGAAGAAAGAGAUUAAGACGCACCAUUAACGGUUUCAACAAAAAGUGCCAUAGAAUGAGUCCCAGUGUGGCCGGAAUGUCCGGGGUCCGUCCGACUAUAACAGGCAAUCCCCGGAGGCAGCUAAACAAGCAUCACUUUGGUCUUCACGAAGUAGACGAGCAGUUGGAGCAGUGGCUAUCCCAACAGGAUAUAGAUGAGUUUUCAAAGACCCUCAUUCUGAAUGAAGGUUUUACGUUUGAGGAUUUCAUCUAUAACAUGGAAAAGUUGGACCUCAUGAGGCUGGGUUUGCGCGUUGGAAUCGAAGUGCGGUUAUGGAAACUCAUUAUACAGGAACGGGCAUGUACCUCAUCUGAAUGCGUGGAUAGCCCGCCAAGCACUUACCACAAACCCAUUGGAGGCAAUUGCUCUUUGGCCCUGAUUGACAACAAUAAUACACUAGCAUCACCAACUACAACAACUCCCGGAACGCCAGGCAUCAAAACGAAAAUCAAAAAAAGCGAAAGUGAAUACGAUUCGUGCAGCGAGUGACUUUAGUUCAGAAGCUCUUUAAGUUGUGCCUUAACAGAUACUACUGAUUAAUUGUUAAUGUUGUCCAUGUGCUACUAACCGCUGUGAAGCUCAGCUCAGUGAGUUUCCAGCAACCCUGGCUAAGAUUCGAGCAUAUUGACUCGUGUUUUUCGGAGCUUUGAGUUUAAGAAGAUAUGAGUCUAUGUGUCGAAAUUUUACCAAUGCAUGUUAAUUUAUAAAAAAUGGAAUUUAAGUGCCUUUAAUUUAUAUAAAACAAAACUGGAACAGAAAAUAUAUUGUGAAGUGCUUUGCAA